Molecule: messenger RNA, 3252 nt
Organism: Osmia bicornis bicornis
Lineage: Eukaryota; Metazoa; Arthropoda; Insecta; Hymenoptera; Megachilidae
Gene: Rtel1
Product: regulator of telomere elongation helicase 1 homolog
Exons: 13
Coding region: 97-2982 (961 amino acids)
Biological process (GO): DNA replication; negative regulation of DNA recombination; regulation of double-strand break repair via homologous recombination
Cellular component (GO): nucleus
Molecular function (GO): DNA polymerase binding; DNA binding; hydrolase activity, acting on acid anhydrides, in phosphorus-containing anhydrides
Source: RefSeq, a predicted model, not a curated record
AGUUGAUUGAUGAUUUGAUAAUACGUAAUCUUGGUUAUAUUAAAAAUAUCAGCUGAAAAUAACAAUUUUUAACUUAGCAUUUAAUUACACGAAUAUAUGACAAAGGUGAUAGAAUGUCUUCAGAAUAACAAAAACGGCGUUUUAGAAUCGCCAACUGGUACAGGAAAAACUCUCUGCCUUCUAUGUUCCUCUUUAAGUUGGUUGCUAACGAAGAAAGCUCAGUUACAAGCACAAUCUUUAGUUGGAGGAGUAGAAAAUCCUACCUUUGGAGGACACUUCUUUAAAAAAUUAAAAAAUGAACUUAACGAAGCUACAGGCAAUUCAAAUCCUGCUACUAGUUUCAGUUGGACAGCACCAAAAAUUAUUUAUGCAUCAAGAACACAUUCUCAACUUUCACAAGCGAUGCAAGAAUUGAAAAGAACUUCUUACAAACACGUAACUGUGGCUGUGUUGGGAUCUCGAGAUCAACUUUGUAUUCAUCCAGAAGUCUCCAAAGAAAUCAAUGCUUUAAACAAGAUAUAUAUGUGUCAGUCUAAAGUGAAAUCUAGGACAUGCUUUUAUUAUAAUAACGUUGAAACUAGAAAAGAUGAUCCUUCCUUCAAGCAGGAAGUGCUAGAUAUAGAGGAUUUAGUUAAAGCUGGUCAUAAAAACAAAUGUUGCCCAUAUUUCUUGUCUAAAGAACUUAAACAAAAUGCAGAUAUUAUUUUCAUGCCAUAUAAUUACUUGUUAGAUCCAAAAUCACGGAGAUCACAAGGUAUAGAUUUACAAAACAGUGUUGUUCUUCUGGAUGAAGCACACAAUAUUGAAAAAAUAUGUGAGGAAGCAGCAUCAUUACAGAUAUGCAGUACCGAUAUUGCUAUGUGCAUAGAUGAACUAACUGUAGUAAUGGAAUAUAUGGCUAAGGAUAUUGAACAGAAUGAAUUUUCAAUGGAAACUUCAGGAAAUGUUCAAAUAGAUUUUACUGCCGAGGAUUUAUAUAUUUUAAAAACCAUGUUUUUAGAUUUAGAAAAGGCCAUUGACUCGAUACAGAUCGUAAAACGCGAGGAAGGAGAUACACACCCCGGUGGAUACAUUUUUGAAUUAUUAGAAAAGGCACAGUUAACUCAUGGCAAAGAGCAAGUUGUAAUAGAAAACUUAGAAAAAAUUGUACUUUAUUUAACAACUACAAGUACUUCUCCAUUUACAAGAAAGGGUAAUGCUCUUCAAAAAUUCAGUGAUGUACUAAGAACCGUGUUUAAUCAUGGCAAUAGCCUUCGCUAUAAAGAAAAAAUUAAACAGUGCUAUAAAGUACAUAUUCAGGUAGAAGAACAAAAAAAAAGUAAAAAGGAUGUUUGGGGAACAAAGAAGAAGGUCUCGAAAAACGAAGGGAAAGUUAUUAGCUAUUGGUGCUUCAGUCCUGGAUAUAGUAUGCAACAACUGAUGGAACAAGGUGUGCAGUCGGUAGUAUUAACAAGUGGAACAUUAUCUCCGUUAAAACCUUUUAUAUCUGAGCUUGGAAUACCAAUUGAAGUUCAGUUAGAAAAUCCACAUAUUGUAAAAGGGGAGCAAAUAUGCGUGGGUGUUCUUAGUCAAGGUCCCGAUGGCUAUUCUUUAAAUUCUUCUUUUAAUACAAGGAACGAUCCGAAAUACAUAAUGUCUCUUGGACGAACAAUAUUUAAUUUCAGCUGCCUCAUUCCUCAUGGUUUACUAAUUUUUUUUCCUUCAUAUCCAGUAAUGAAAAAAUGUCGAGAAGAAUGGCAAAACGUAGGUUUGUGGACUAAAAUAGCAGAGCGUAAGCCCAUAUACGUGGAACCACAAUAUAAAGAUGACUUUUUGAAAAUUAUAAAUGAAUAUUACGAGAGAAUUAAAGAUCCCUCCCACAAAGGAGCUAUUUUUAUGGCAGUUUGUAGAGGUAAAGUGAGCGAAGGACUCGAUUUUGCCAAUGCAAACGGAAGAGCUGUAAUGAUAACUGGCCUUCCAUUUCCACCUUUAAAAGAUCCUAGAGUUAUAUUAAAACAACGAUAUUUAGAAGAAAUAAAACGUCAAGAUAACGAUAUUUUGUCUGGUCAGCAAUGGUAUCAACUUGAAGCAUCACGAGCUGUUAAUCAAGCUAUUGGUCGUAUAAUUCGUCACAAAAAUGAUUACGGAGCUAUAAUUCUUUGUGACUGUAGAUUUGAGAAUCCUAGUUUUAAAAAGCAGCUGUCUGCUUGGCUGAGGCCUUAUGUUAAAAAUUUUAAUCACUUCGGGUUUGUUACAAAAGAACUGAGAGAUUUUUUCAGAUACGCAAAUUGUACUUUACCACAACCAAGAAAUGUUUCAUUACCGGCAACAUCUGCAUCAUUUAACACGACUGUCUCUCAAAUGUCAAAAAAUACUUCGAAACCGAAAACUGAUACAAAAUCCUCGGUAGAAGAUAAUUUUAACAUUGAUUUAUAUAUUGAUAAAAAUGAAAAAGAUAAAAAACCAGCUGAAGCGAAGAAAAAAAGUUUUUUUGAGAUUUUAGCAACUGAUUCAAAACCUAUGAUUAAUUUUAGUACCUGCAAAUUAGAAGAAAAUCAAACUUCGUGUGAAUUAACAAAAAAUAUUACUGAAUCAGUCAGAAAAAAACGAAAAAUAAUAAUGUUACCCGUGGAAUGCAACGAAUACUUGUCUGGUCCUUCAACUCUUUCGGAUGCAAAUAUAGAAAAUGUAAAUGCUCCGACAAAUUCUCAACAGAGCAAUGCAGAAACUGAUAAUAAUAGCACCGAUAAAAAGGUUUUGGGCAAAAUAUAUAUAAAAGAGGUAAAGCAAUCUUUGUCGCAAUCCAAUUAUAAAAUAUUCUCAAAAAUAAUACAAGAUUAUAACAGCACAAAUAAUUUUGAAGAAUUACUAAAAGUACUUAAAAAUCUAUUUCCACCAAACAAAGGAUUAGAUCAUUUAUUUAUAGGAUUUAAACAUUUUUUGAAGAAACAACAUAUCGCUGCAUUUGAAGUUCAAGUUGCACAUUUAAGAGAUAUGCAAUAAUAACUUCAAAUUACCAAGAUUUAAAUGUGAGAUUAUUAAAACUACAUUAAAUGUAAAUAGUGCCUAAUGAAUUUCAAGUAUUUUAUUAUUAAACAAGACCGAAGAACUAUCAAAAUAAACGUUUGACAAACUUGUAUUUUAAAAAGAUCGCCAUAAAUUAAGUAUUUAAUAAAUAAUUAAAUGUGAUCUGAGCAAAAGCUAUACUAGAAGGUCCAUGGUUGAGUAGCAACUAGUUAAAUAACUGAAUAUCAAAAUAUAUUUUUGAAUGUU